Hippocampus zosterae (dwarf seahorse) is the source of this 4276-nucleotide messenger RNA. It is a transcript of the gene rhpn2, whose product is annotated as rhophilin, Rho GTPase binding protein 2. The record is from RefSeq and is a predicted model, not a curated record. The transcript is spliced from 14 exons. Gene Ontology annotation, molecular function: protein binding. Gene Ontology annotation, biological process: signal transduction; negative regulation of stress fiber assembly. The coding region runs from base 194 to 2239 and encodes 681 amino acids. Lineage: Eukaryota; Metazoa; Chordata; Actinopteri; Syngnathiformes; Syngnathidae.
GAAAAGUGCCGUUGGCUCUGUCGUCACCAGUAGGCGGGGCUUACAUCAGAAGAGGUUUGUGUGUUUUUGAGAAGCGACUUUCUCACAGCACUUGUUAGAUAGGAGGUGAGCGGACACUCACCUGUUGACAAAACGCCACCGGACUGCUCUUAACUCCCAAAUUCUAUUACACCGAUUGGCGUUUUCCCCCAAAAUGGCGGAUACGCUUUUACCAAACGGCCUCAAGGAAAGUCGAGGAGACGACAAGUACUUCAGAAAGGGUUGCAAUCCAUUCGCCCAGACGGGACGAAGCAAACUGCAGAACAAGCGAGCCAGUCUGAACCAGCAGAUCAUCAAGGAGAUGAGGAUGCGAGCAGGAGCCGAGAACCUUCUCAAGGCUACCUCCAACAGCAAGGUGAAGGAUAUGGUCUUGCUGGAGCUGAGCUACGUCAACUCCAACCUGCAGCUCCUCAUGGGCCAGCUGGAAGGACUCAACAGCUCCGUGGAGGUCUACCAGAGCAGCCAGGAAACUGCCAACAUCCCGCUCAUUGCCCUGGGUCUGAAGGAGACCAAAGAAGUUGACUUCGCCACACCCUUUAAGGAUUACAUUGUUUCACAUUACAACGAAGACGGAGCCGACUACGAAGACGAGCUUGCUGACUUGAUGGACUUGCGACAGUCGUGCAGGACACCAAGUCGCAGUGAGGCUGGCGUGGAGCUCCUGGCAAAGUACUUCAACCAUCUUCCUCUGGUGGAGAGUCGAUUCUUUUCGCCAACACAUCACAGUAGCAUAUUCUUCACUUGGUACGACUCCUUCACAGGCGUCCCAGUGUGCCAGCAGAACCUGUCGCUGGAGAAGGCCAGCGUGCUCUUCAACAUGGCCGCCCUCUACUCGCAGAUCGGCACCCGCAGUGACCGGCAGACGUCGGCCGGCCUGAAAGAGGCCAUUUCGGCCUUCCAGAAGGCGGCAGGCAUUCUGAACCACCUUAAGGAGACAUUCACACACACACCCAGCUACGACAUGAGUCCCGCCAUGCUGGCCAUGCUCAUCCGCAUGAUGCUGGCGCAGGCGCAAGAGUGUCUCUUCGAGCAACUCGCCCUGCCCGGCGUCCGCAAUGAGGUUGUGAGCCUGCUCAGGAUGGCGCAGGAGGCGGCCAAGGUGUCGGAAGUCUACGACCACGUCCACCAGUCCAUGAUCCAGACACCGGUGAAAGACAACGUGCCCUUUUUCUGGUCCACUAUGUCUCAAGUGAAGACCAACCACUAUCGCUCCAUGGCGCACUACUUUGUGGCCUCGGCCCUGCUGGACCAUCGCGUUGGUCCGAGCGACGACGAGGACCAGCAGGAAAAGUCCUUGUCCCAAGUGUAUGAUCACCUCCCUGACGGUUGUUCCCCUCUGGACAUUCUGAAGAAAACAGCCGAGCGAGAGCGAGUUGGAAGAGCCCACAUCCAUCGCGCCACCGCAGGCCACGAGGAGGCACUGAGGAUCUACUGCUUGUGCCAUCACCUCAAUAAGUUGGAGGUGCUGCAGGACAUCCUGAAGGCCAGCCACCAGCGCUCGCUGCACAAGGCCGGUGACAACCAAACGGGCGAGGAGUUCACCGAUUACCUCGACGCACCCGACAUUAUCUCAAAAACUGAGCAACAAGCAGAGUUGGAGGUUCCCGCCAUACUAAAGGUGAAAGUCAACGACUUUUUCCAGAGGCUGGGUCCUCUGUCAGUGUUCUCUGCCAAGCAGCGUUGGACAGCACCUCGGAAGGUGCGCCUGCGCACGGAGGACAGAGACCUGGGCUUCACCCUAAAGGGGGAGGCACCGGUCCAAGUUGUCUCGCUGGAUCCCCUUUGCCCUGCCGCUGCCGAUGGACUGAAAGAGGGCGACUACAUCGUUGCCGUGGGCGAGGCGGAAUGCAAGAGGUUGGGUGUGGGUGAGGUGAUGAGGCUGCUGAAGGACGUGGACGAGCAGGGUGUUGACAUCACGGUGGUCAGCGUGCUGGACAGCAACCCGACCAUGCCGGCAAAGAGCGCCACCUUCUGCGGCAACCUGCCCAAGACGUACUCCAUGAUCUGUCUGGCCUACGACAGCGACGACAAGAACGGCAAGACGCGCAAGGUCAGCAAGAAGUCGUCAUUCCUUAGCUGGGGCCUGAAGAACAAAUUGAAGAGCACCAGUACCGUCAGUCUGCCCACCGCGGAGCAGUCGUGGAACAAAGCCUGCCCGGCCUUCCCCCCCAGCUCUUACAAGGACGCCACCCUCUACUGAGUACCCAGGUGCCCUCUCCAGUGCACUCCGCAACACUGUGGGGAUGCAAACACUUUGGACAAAUAUUUAUAUUGAACACACAUGUAUAACAGUCCCCCCCCCCCUGUAGUUUAAAAUGAAUGAAUGAAAUGUUAUAAGCUGCUAACCAGUUGUUUCUGUAGUCCAGCCUUUAAAGGGAUCUUGAGUUAAGUGCCUGAGCCAGCCAACCAGUUGGUGACGUUAAUAAUUGGGCGUUGGAUGAACCGUGUCUGUGUGCUGCGUUUGCCAAAAUAUCCAGAAAAUUGGCAAUUUUGCUUGAAACAAACAAAAAAAAUGGCAGAUGACGACAAUAAUCUACCUUUUUUUUCCCUCAGUCGAUCCCGAUAUCCCGAUAACAAACUCGGGACAUGAUUUAAAAAAUAUUCUGAGUGUUAGAAGAUUAUUAGUCAUAUUCAUUUGAGUCAACAAAAAUUAGCUCAUGAAAAUCACGUCACACAAAAAGAGAGCAUUCUUUCGAGAAUGAAAUUGUUUCCCCCCUAAUACAGUAUUAAUCUUAUUAGAAUAAAUGCUUAAUAAUAAUGCUUUUAAGCCAUUGAAGUUUUUUUUAUAAAUAAAAUAACCACAUUAUUUUGGGUGGGAGGAAAAAUAUCACGGGAAUGAAUUUGUAUUUAAUUUUUUUACCCGAAUAAACUUGCAAUAUAAUGAGAAUGAAGUCAAAUUAAUUCGCAAUAAAAGAUUAAUAAAGAAUAAAGUUGCAUUUAUUUGCAUAAAAAAUAAAAGCAUCAUUUUACGACCGUUUUUAUUCACCUAGAACGUUGCAGUCACAGGAGAGUAAAGCCGCAUUCAUUUGGGUAAAAAAAAUAAAUAUUUUGAGAAAGCCGCAUUGUUUCAAAGAGAAAAGAUUAAUAAAGUUGUACUACUGAAGUUGAUUAUUUGGUUUACAAAAAGCCAUAAUCCCAACAGAAUUAAAUCCAACCCCCCAAUUCCAUUAAAUUCACAUUAAUUAAACAAAAAUCUUAAUAGGUGUAAUCUUAUGUGACGUAGUAUUUUCAAAGAAAUUUCAAUCUUUCUUACAAUGAUUUGAGAAAAACGAUGACAAUUUAAAAAAACAUUUGUUUGAGUAAAAAUCACAAGAAUGAAGUCCAACCAGUCACGGUUCACGUCUGUCUUUCUCGAGUUUACAGGUAUAAGAACUCCGCCUGCUACUUGUUAUCUUUACUUUUUACAACUUUGUUUCUCAAUUAAGUGUGUACCGAUUCCAAAGAAAAGAAAAACCAGCAGUUUGCGACCUGACCAACAAAGGGUCCCCGUCGUUCGAUGAACACAUUCAAUUUGUCCAAAUGUUUCCAUCAAAAUUUGCCUUUUUUUUUAAGUGCCUGGGACGCAUUAGUGAUUUAAGGUUUGCCUCGUGUAUACAGUACCACUAAUUGCCUCAACGUUACAGAAGUGCAGUUGCACAGAAAUGGUAGCACGUCCAUGAAUAAUAAUAAUAGAACAUCUUGUAAUGUGAAUGUAGGAGCAGACUGACCACAUCACCUUUAAUUGAACAUUCCACGGAAAGACUGCGGCUAUUUUUGCUGACACUUUUACAGUGUUGGGCUGAUCACGUGUGUCUACAAAGUAGAUUCUUAUACAUGUUUGAUAAUCAAAUUUAUUAUUUAUGUCAUACAAAAAAUAUGUUCCUGUUGGGUUUUGUGUAAUUUGUGAAUGGAAAACCUUUUUUGCACCUCGAAGGAAUGUGUGUGUGUGUGUGUGUGUGUGUCUCUGCUGGUACAUUGUCAUACAUAAGUAAACACUCUUAAGCAUUUAAGUGCCAUGUUUUUGUAAAGUGCUCAUGAUGAUGAUUUCGUGUGUUGUAUGAAGGUUUAUGCAUAUAUUGGACACCCAUAUUGUAUAUUGCAAACACACACAAAAAAAAGCAUUGUGUUGCUCACUGACUUCAAUUCGGGGGCUGUGGUUGUAUUAUUACUAGCUCAUGUCAUGUAUGUAAAUGCUUCUCUCUGAAAUUCUUGGUGUCUUGUGCUGAAUCUAAUCUUAAUAAAACAAAGGGGACAAAGA